Batrachochytrium dendrobatidis JAM81 is the source of this 1170-nucleotide messenger RNA. RefSeq lists its product as uncharacterized. The record is from RefSeq and is a predicted model, not a curated record. Lineage: Eukaryota; Fungi; Chytridiomycota; Chytridiomycetes; Rhizophydiales. Gene Ontology annotation, molecular function: MAP kinase kinase activity; ATP binding. Gene Ontology annotation, biological process: MAPK cascade; protein phosphorylation. The coding region runs from base 1 to 1170 and encodes 389 amino acids. The transcript is spliced from 3 exons.
AUGGAAAAUCAACCUACGCUUGAUAUUCAGUCAUUAAAGCAAGAAUGCCCAGGAGUGGAUUUCGAUGCUCCUUUUCAAUUCAAUAAGGAAUUCACCGUCGGUCACUAUGUCCUGGAAUUCCUCCCAACCACUUUGGAAAUUAUCAAGAAUUCACCAAACAUCAAAAACGACACCAUUCUCAAGUUUGUCAAAGCAGACUUUAAAGACUUUCGCUUGCCAAUCACUCGCACUCAGUUUAUGAGAUACCUCCAAUGUACGGAAGCAUUCGCUGACGACUUUAUGGAAGCUCAGUCGUCUCAUUUCGCAGUCACCUUUAAACCGAAAGAACACAAAAUACUUCAAAAGUAUGAAACUGUACCCUUCAAAAUCAACCCACAAUCAAAAACAAGCACAUGUAAUUACGGUAUCGUACAGCAAGUUCAAAUGGAAGGUCAAAAAUUCGCACGAAAGGAGCAAAACAUUACUAAUGAUGCUGUGAUUAAUUCUGAACUUGAAAUUUUGCUAAAGGCGCCAGAGAAUCCUCACCUAAUCUCCUAUCAUGCAUCUUACGAACAAGGUGGUAAAUUCUAUUUCAUCCUCUCCCCUUGGUGUGAUUUGGAUUUGGAUUCAUUCUUAAAAGCUCCAAUGAAUCAUAUCAGCCCUGUGAUUUGUGAUUUCGGGCUUUCAAAAAUUUUCAACUCAGAGUCAAAAUCAAUGAAGAUAGGAGGUACAACUUACUACAUAUCACCGGAACAAGCCAGAGGAGAAAAAGUAGGACGUUCGGCAGACAUUUUUGCUUUGGGGGCUAUCUAUCUCGAAUUAGGGAUGCUGCUAUUUGGGAUUAAACGGAAAGGGAGAAAAGCGAUUGGUUUUAAUGGAUUUUAUACAAUAGCUGAAAGUGACUCUGUUGGUGAAUUACUGCUCUUGUUCGAAAAGGAAGGAUACGAAGACUUUUGUGCUUUGUUUCGUAGUCUGCUUGAAAAGAUGCUUGAUAAAAAACCUGACAAGAGACCCACUGCGUUUGAAGUUUGGGAAAUGACCCAAGACAUUUUGGCGAUACUCAAGCUGGAGCAUCAUUGUGAUGGUGUAUCCGGAAGUCCAGUUGAUUCCGAACCAAGUCAAAAAGAGGUUGAAGGUUCUUCAUCUGAUAGCGACGAGGAAGAAGAUUGUUUUUUGUAUAAACCCAUUUGA